This is a messenger RNA of Mercenaria mercenaria, 1582 nucleotides long. RefSeq lists its product as uncharacterized. The transcript is spliced from 2 exons. The coding region runs from base 154 to 1299 and encodes 381 amino acids. NCBI's taxonomy places the organism in Eukaryota, Metazoa, Mollusca, Bivalvia, Venerida, Veneridae. The record is from RefSeq and is a predicted model, not a curated record.
AGGCAAACAGGCACCCAAUGUUGAUCAAUAUCGAUUACUUUAAACUGCAUUAAAUACACUAUAGUGUGUAUUGGAAACUUACCUGCCUUUAAAACUGAACUUGGAUAUCUUUUAUUAUUAUAAACGUUAAGAUAUAUUUUGCAGCGAGGAUAAAUGCCUGUUUAUCAUCGGAGCAGGGAAAUGACGGUUUCUGCGAGACCUUAUCCCGGUUAUAAACCGGAAAAAGCUGCAGCAUCACCAAGACCGGUACCGAGAGUAAAACCUGAGGCUGACAGUUUCGCUGCCAAGGCUCGAGGAUCAUUUGAGCUUAAAUAUGGGGCGAAAACAAACCGCACACCGAAACCGGAACCCAAAUGUCAAGGCGAGGCAGCUAUGUCAAAUUAUCAAGCCGGGCGUGGAACAGUAAAUAAACUAAUUGGUGGACGACCGACCCCUCGCUUAAAUUUGUCUCCAAAAGCUGUUCCAAGGGUAAAGCCAGAAGCACAAGGUAUUGCGGAAGUACAUGCUGGAGGUCGCACGGCAGAACUUUUUCAUAAGCAGGGCCAACUUCCGUCGUCUCCGCCACCGGCACCGCGUGUAAAACCGGAAGCAGAAAAAGAUGCAGAGAAGCAUAAAGGUGGUCGUAUGGAUUGUAUCGUUCACAGUCCGAAAAGAUUACCGAGCUCAAAACGAGCGCCGCCAAGAGUUAAACCCGAUGCCGAAAAGACCGCCGAAUUAGGUGCAGGAGUACGAAUGAAAAAGUACAUACAUAAGUAUGCCACACCUUUGUCAACACGUGCAAUACCAAGAGUAAAACCGGAAGCAGAAAACAUUGCAAAAAGUCACGAAGGGAAACCUGCUGCAAAACUGUUACAACAAUAUGGUCAGCAAACGCCUUCUGCAAGACCCGCUCCACGUGUCAAACCGGAAGCAGAAAAUAUUGCAGAACCACACAAAGGAGAUCGGAUGAAUUGUCUGGUCCAUAGCCCAAACAGGCUGCCAAGUUCGGCACGCGCAGCACCCCGUGUGAAAGCAGAAGGGCAAGAAAACGCUGAACUUGAUAAAGGCAAACAAAUUAAUAGACUUAUACAUGAUUAUAGUGCGCCGCCAUCUUCCCGUCCACAUUCACGCGUUAGUACAGAAGGUGAAGAUAAUUACCGCAAGGCACAAGGUACCAUGGGAGUAUUAAUGGGUAGUUAUGGGCAGUUGCCUCUCUCCAGCAGAGGCGUGCCCCGUGUGACAUCAGCAGGUGAGGAGAUAGCCCGAAAAAGCGCAGGUGGGAGAAUGUCUUGGCUUAUGCACGGCGGGAAACGCGGAUAACGGUGCUCUUGCCUGAAAAACAUUUUGACACGUAAUUGUCAAAGAAUUAAUAAAUUUACAAAACAAAAUUUCUUGAAACAAACACGUAUCUAUUUUAGAGAUGAGUGCACGUUAUUAUCCUCAUUUGUGUUAUCUAAAUAUGUCAGCAGCCAAUAGAAUAAAAUUUUCUGGAUACAAUAAGCAGUUUUUUUUUAACUUUUUUUGUAAAUUGUUUCGUAACAGAUGCAUGACGCUCUUAUUUUGUUUUUCUGUACAUUUACUGAACAUUAAAUGGUAUCUCGUU